AUUUGUUUUUGUGUUUUUUUUUGCAGCACGAUUUUAGUUUAAUGAAUACGAAAGCCUUUGCGAACCUAAAAGGCUCUGGCGGUAACAUAUGGGAAGUCUUUGAAGUUUUAGAUGAUGCCCGACGUGCUAUUUUCAGAAAUACCGUCUUUGGCUAUUUUAUUGAUGUCCCUCGUUUACAAGGGGACGCUUUAUUGUUUCAUAAAAUGUUCCUUCAUCAGAUCCGGCCGGACCCUGUUUUAUCUCCAGAUGGAAUAAAACGUUUAUAUUUUCGAGUAGGCAAUACCAAAAUGGUUUAUGGGCCGAAAGAGUUUUGUUUGAUUACCGGCUUCAAUUUUGGGGAGUAUCCAAAAAACAUUGGGAGAAAAGGGUCGGAAAAAUUAAUAAGCAGUAAAAAAAGAUGUUUACUGCGUGAACGGCUAUUUCCGGACCAUACUAAUAGUUCGGUGAAAAUCGGCGACCUGAAAAGUUUAAUUUUAAAUCAAACAUUCCUAGCACUUGACGACCUUGAUGCAGUUAGAGUAUGUUUGAUAUACAUUUUGUGUGAAGGUUUUUUGGGCAAAGAAGUUAACGAUCGGGUGCCACAAGAUUGGUUUUAUUUGGCUGAGAAUUUGGAUCUCUGGAAUAGCUUCGCUUGGGGUAGCUAUCUAUGGGAUUUUACUUAUGUUGACCUUGAGGAUACGUGGAAUAAGAUACAUCAUUAUUUAUCACUUCCUGAGCGUGGUCAAACUUUAAAGUAUUCCGUCUCAGGAUUUACGGCUCCAAUUAGGAUAUGGAUAUAUGAGAUGAUUCCGGCUGUUCGUGCAUGUGGAUUUGCAUUGAGAAAAAAUAAAGACUUGCCUCGGAUGAAAAGAUGGAGCGGAACAAAAAAAUUGAAAUGGGUUGACGUGAACAAGAUUUGGUCAAAGAUGCAGGAGGGGCUACCACCAAGACAAAACAUGUUACCGGGUGAUGGUGAGAUGACAUCUUUUUAUUAUAUGUCAUUUCAAGAGUAUGUAUAUGGUGAAGGGAAAGCAGUUCCAUCCCCAGUACGGGACCAUUUUAGGAGACAAGACGAAUCUUCGUCUAGUAUGUCGUCCAGUGGUCGCUCUUAUGGUAGAGGUCGGGGCAGUGGGAAACACAAGCUAGACGAGUUGUUGAAACGGGUACAUGCACUGGAGCAGCAUGUGUUUAUGAAUCAACAAAAACCUACAGAGGUUUUUUUUGAAGAAGUGAAUAAUGAACAAUUUUGGAACGACAUUAUUUUUGAGGAACCGACAGUGUCACAAAGAAAUUAUGAUGAACAGGUUAGUUACACGCUACAUUAUUUAUUAAAUUUUAUUAACAUAUAUGAAUACCUGUGUUCAUAUUUUAUAUUUGAAAAUAUAGGUUGUGCAAGAUGAAGUGAUGAAUAAAAA
Messenger RNA from Lactuca sativa (garden lettuce), 1394 nucleotides. RefSeq lists its product as uncharacterized. NCBI's taxonomy places the organism in Eukaryota, Viridiplantae, Streptophyta, Magnoliopsida, Asterales, Asteraceae. The record is from RefSeq and is a predicted model, not a curated record.